Molecule: messenger RNA, 4636 nt
Organism: Morone saxatilis (striped sea-bass)
Lineage: Eukaryota; Metazoa; Chordata; Actinopteri; Moronidae
Gene: syt3
Product: synaptotagmin III
Exons: 11
Coding region: 260-1951 (563 amino acids)
Biological process (GO): calcium-ion regulated exocytosis; regulation of calcium ion-dependent exocytosis; regulation of dopamine secretion
Cellular component (GO): membrane
Molecular function (GO): SNARE binding; clathrin binding; calcium ion binding
Source: RefSeq, a predicted model, not a curated record
UGAGAGGGGUGGGUGUCGCUCAGUCAUACAUGGGCACGUCAGUCUGGUCUCUGUGAUCCAGACCAAGACACCCUGCAGAGCCCCUCCAGUUCUUCCUUUAUUGCUGCUGCCCCCUCUGCCUCCUCUUUCUCAGUUCACACCUUGUAAAAGGUGGACGGGCCAACCCUCUACAUACCUGAGCGCCGUCCGAUAGGUGAGGGCGGCGAGGGCUGCGCUGUCAUUGGCUGACUGCUGGUGAGAGUGCGAUGCAGAUUGGAGGAUGUCGGGGGACUGGGAUGAAGACCUGUGUAAGAAGGCGCUGGUGUUGGUGGAGGAGCUGUGCUUCCACUCCCCGAGAGGUUACAGCCAGAGUGAACGCUGCCAGGAGUUUACCUACUUGCUGAGAGGUCAAAACAGAAAGCUGGACACAGAGAUCUCUGUCAGUCUGCUGUCGGUCAUCGUGACAUUCUGUGGAAUCGUCCUCCUCUCCGUCUCCCUCUUCGUCUCCUGGAAGCUCUGCUGGCUGCCAUGGCGGGACAAGGAGGGCGGCGGCCUGAGCCUGACGUCAGGGUUGCUGCCCGGAAGCGCCGGCAUCGGAAGCCUCGGAGGCACCGGCGGCUCGUCGCUCUUACCCCCGCUGCUGCAGAGGAAGGAGGGCCACUCCUCUUCCUCGCUCUACCCUACCUUGGGCCAGCAGGGCCAACACCACCCUCAUUUCUCUGACCUGGUGGGGCUGGAGAGGGGUGAGGUCGGAGGUGUGGUUGGGGGGCCACAAGAGACCCAGGAGCACUCCUACCUGGACAUGGACUCCUACCCCAACAAUGCUGGAACUCUGAAGCUGAGUCAGACGUCUCCGGAUGUCCCCAACUCAGAAGUUGGAGCCCAGCCCCAUAAAGACCUGCCCAACGCUCAUUCCCAGCAGCAGGUCACUCCACGGCCCAAGCCCAUGACUCACCAGCUCUCCAGUCCUGAUUUCCACGCCGAGGAGAAGGAGCAGGUAACCAGCAUUGGGCAGAUCAAACCGGAGCUGUACAGACCCAAGGGCGACCAAGGCGAAGGCAAACAGGGCGACAACUGCGGCAAGAUCAGCUUCCUUCUACGCUACGCCUUCAAUACGGAGCAGUUGGUGGUGAAGAUCCUGAAAGCUCUGGACCUGCCAGCGAAGGAUGCCAACGGCUUCUCUGACCCAUACGUGAAAAUCUACCUACUGCCAGACAGGAAGAAGAAAUUCCAGACCAAGGUCCACAGAAAGACCUUAAACCCAGUGUUCAACGAGACGUUUCAGUUCGGCGUGCCGCUGAAUGAGCUACAUUCCAGGAAGUUGCAUUUCUCUGUGUACGACUUCGACCGCUUCUCCAGACACGACCUGAUAGGCCAGGUAGUGGUGGACAACCUGCUGGACUUCAGUGAGGGCAGCGGGGACAAGCCUGUCUGGAGGGACAUCGUGGAGGGCACCGCGGAGAAGGCUGAUCUCGGGGAGCUUAAUUUCUCGCUGUGUUACCUGCCCACUGCAGGCAGGCUCACUGCUACAAUCAUCAAGGCCACCAACCUCAAAGCCAUGGACCUCACUGGCUUCUCAGACCCGUACGUGAAGGCCUCUCUGAUCUGUGACGGGCGAAGGCUAAAAAAGAGGAAGACCUCCAUUAAGAAGAACACCCUGAACCCCACGUACAACGAGGCGCUGGUGUUUGACAUUCCCAAUGAAAAUAUAGAAAGUGUAUCCAUCAUCAUCGCAGUGAUGGACUAUGACUGUAUUGGUCAUAACGAGGUUAUAGGGAUGUGUCGUGUGGGCAGCGAAGCUGAAGGUCCGGGAGGGCACUGGGGCGGCACAUGCUGGCCAAUCCACGCAACCAAUAGAAAGCACUGGCAUCAGCUUGUGGAGGAAAAAGCAAUUGGUACAUUUGUGUCGAAGAGUGCUACAGCGUCCUCCCCUAAGCCGCACAUCGUGGUGGACAGUCCUCACUCCGACUAAAUCUGUCAUUAUCAUCUCUCCAGCUCCAGACUUUUCUUUCUUUCCUCUCAUCUGUGAAUAAUUCUCUCCAUCAAAGAAAGAGAGACGCGGAGACACUGCUAGUGUCCAACUGCUAGUGCUGUUUUGCUCCUGCUAAUGAAUUCUCCAAGUCCUGUGCUGUCUUUACCAAGCCGGGGGAAAAAAAAACAACAACAUCAUCCAUCACAAGCUACACUUUGAGCAUCAGACUACACAUUUACAAACACACGCAGACACUAAAUGGUACAGUAGGACUGAUUUCGGGUGUAAAUUUGGGAUCUAGCAAGGGAACGCACACAUAAGUCACACACACAUAGACACACACGAAUACACACAGAGUUUGUAGUAUGUGCGUAGUUCAUGUGUGCUUCAGAUUAGUGUAGUAUUUCAUCUAGGAGGAGUGUGAUGUGAUAAACUUUUCUCUCUUGAAAACAAAAAAAGAAAAAAAAAGACAGCCAUCCUAGAAUGGUCAUUUCAACCAGGACCAAAGGUUCAUGCCCUUGUACAGACUAUAAAAGAAGAAAAUCACUAUGUCGAUAUUUUUCUUUGCAACAUUGGUGUACAGUAUAUGCCGUACUGUAUGGGAAAACGUCUCACGUAGUACUUAGCAGGACAAACAUCCGAGGUGGAUUCUCUUGACCAUUUUGGACGCCUUCUUCAGGCACCGUACCCUCUUGUUUCAGACUUAACUCGCUUAUUUUCCCCAGAGGAAAGACGACAAAGCGUCCAGUGGUCUUUAUUGAUGUCAGAGGAGUGAAAAAUGAGGACAUACUCAUCGGUUUAAGCAUGUUACGCAACCUUGAAAUGUGUCCCUCGUCCUCAUGCUUUUUGUCACAGUCCUCAUGGUGCUCAUCAGUUUUAUUUUUAUUUUAUUUUUUGCCUCCUUGUUUGUGUGAUACAGUAUACAUAUAAGGAGUUUAUUCAUGCCAGUUUUUACGGUCCACCAAGGAUGCGAUGGUGUGAGAUUCUGAGAGACAUGGACUAGUCGAUAAUCCUCUGCUUUCUGGCCAAACCGACAGACUUUUCCUGACGUAGGACUACACAGGUUGAAUGAAACCUACGUUCAGGAUCGGACCAGCAUCUGUUUGGAUUGCACUCGCUGGAGGAUGUAUUCCACAGGGAAGGAUAUCACCACUCUACUUUAUUUUUCUAUCAUUCCAGGACUUUUUUUCCUUUUCUUUUUCUCGGGAAGUCAUUGUCCAGCUUCAACUGAGAAAAUGAUUAUCUUCAAAUCCACAUCAUGUCCCUGAAAAGACUUUAGAAGGACACACACGUCCGUGUUGCUUUUAUUAGUGUGUGUUUCUGUGUUUGUGGGCGUGUUUGUUUUGUAUUUGUGCGUGUCUGUGUGUUGUGUGUAUGCCUGUGGUGUCACUUGUGACUUGUGUGUGACAUGUUUCUGUGCUCACCAACUCCCUCGUCCUUUUUCUGUCUUCGCCUCCCUCACUCCCCGAACCUCCGGCAUCCACAGACUGAAAUGCUCGUCUCGGAGCCAAGCGUGUCUUCUGUCCCGUGUCUUUACAAAGAGCCAUUAUGUGUGUUUGUGUGUGUGUGUGUGUGUGUUUUGUGUGUUUUGUGUGUGUGUGUGUGAAUGUGUGUGUGUGUACUAUACGUGCCUCAUUGCACUAGGUGGGGAAACACUGUCUUUCAUAGACAUUAGUUUGUAUUGUCUAUGUCGUCUGAAAUCAGCUGCCAAUCAUUCAACCCUCCUCUCCUCUCUAACCCUUUGCCUGAUGUAAGUAACUGUGUUGAUCGUGUACUUCUUUCAGUAAUUUGUGUACUGUAUGUCCGAGGGAAAAAAAACAGAUGGCACAGUGAUUGAAAAUUAAAUUGUUGGGUGUGUUUUGAUUAAAUUUACGAGAAGGAACACAAAAAAAAUGGGGAAAGGGGAAAAAAAGCAAAAAAACAUCCGAGGCUCAUUUUGUUACGGCCGACAGAUCAUGACAAAUUUAGAUCCCCUUAAAGCAAGAAAACAGGGAGGAGGUGUUGCGAGAAAACAAGCGCCUGCUGGAAUUUCUGCACUUCCUGUGUAAGCCGAUACAGACUUAUAAAGCCAUGUCUGUCACUGCUACUACGACUACUACUGUAACCUCAGCAAAAACAACAGUACAACACCUCACUACAGCUACUUGUAUUGCUCUCGUUGCCAUUUCUUUCUCGUCCUCUCACGCACACACAUUUUUGAUGGAGGAGCGUGUGUUUCAGGGGAGGGGAUCUAGUUUCUUUCUCUUUACAUUUGGACCGUUGGAACGCAGUGAGACUUACCGGUGUGCUUGAUUGGGGUGACACAUCCCCGCAUCAUACCUGCAAGUAUUCUGUGUGGUUUGUCAGCUGGGGGAUUAUUGAUCUGCUUGUAUAAGUCGAUAUGGUAUUGAUCCAUUGGUCUCGAGGCCCCAUAACUCUCUCUUUCCCAGCCUCUCCCAGUCUCUCUGCUCGUGUCUACCCUAUUUAGCCCUUGUGUUACUGCCUGGUGAUAGAUUACAAAAUUCAUAGUGGAACCAGCACAUUCCCUUAUUCUCUUCCUCCGUCCGUCCGCCACCCCCAUUCUUUCUGUUUCUGUCUGUUUGAUUACUGUCUGAUUACUCAUUCUCUCAUUCUCUCCUCCAGCUAUCCUUACCUUUCCUCCCGCUCCACUCCCCCACUUAUCCAUUUCUCGCUCUUUUUUUUCAA